AUGUUAGAAGCCAGGGAAUUAAUAGAACAUCAAAUUUGGUGGCAAGUUAGGAAAGGGGAUUCACAGUUCUGGUUUGACAAUUGGACUGGAUUGGGAGCUCUAUACUAUAUAAAUCCAGGGAAUACUUAUGAUGGGAGAAUUCAGAAUGUCAAAGAAAUGGUAGUACAAGGGAGGUGGAAUAGAGGAAAAUUGAUGGAAGUCCUCUCGGAAGACAUAGUUGAUCAUAUAAUUGAGAAUAUAACACCAUCCAGGGAUGAAAGAGGGGAUGAUAGACCAUGGUGGAUACUAGACACAAGUGGGGAAUUUACAAUUAAAUCAAGUUGGGAUUUUAUUAGGUCAAGGAGACCACAACUGGACAUUUCCAAAUUCAUGUGGAUAAAGGGUUUGCCUUUUAAAAUUUCAUUUUUUCUGUGGAGAUGCUGGAAAUACAAAAUCCCCACAGAUGAUGUGUUAAAGAAGAUGAAUAUCAAUUUGGUGUCUAAGUGUUGGUGUUGUAUAAGUCCUAGGGAGGAGACUAUACAUCAUUUGUUUCUAACAUCAGAUACAGCUAAAAAGACAUGGUCCUUUUUCUGCAAUGCUGCAGGAAUAAACAUGGAAGGAAUACAGCUGCAAAAAUUAAUUGUGAACUGGUGGAAGGCACCAGUAACUAGCAGAUUGAAACAGAUAUACGCUGCAGUGCCAUCAAUUAUAAUGUGGGAACUUUGGAAGAGAAGAAAUGGUAUUAAACAUGGCCAUAGGAAGGUUAAUAGUUCAGUCAUCUAUCUAGUCUUAAUCUCUAUUCAAAGACUAGUUUUAUACAGGAAUCCUUCUAUUAGAAAUAUUCCUGCUGGAUGGAAGGAACUGGUUCAAAUGUUAGAGGGAGGCAAGGUAAGAGUGAAGGUAACACAAGUUAGAUGGAUGUUACCUCCAUUUGGGUGGUGUGCUUGCAACACAGAUGGUGCUUCUAGAGAAGCAGAAAAUUUGGCUCUGUUGGAAGCUUUGAAGUAUUGUAAGCAACAGGGGCAUCAGAACAUCAUUUUUCAGACAGAUUCUAAAACUAUUCAGAGAAUGUUGUCUGAAGAAUGGAAACCUCCAUGGAAUAUUGUAGGUUGGGUGGAAGAGGUGGAGGAAUAUAAGAGGGAUUUGAAUGUCUUAUUCAAUCAUGACUUAAGGGAAGCAAAUAAGUUGGCUGAUGCUUUAGCCAACUAUGCCCUAGAUGAACGUCCUUUGCAGUGCUACUUGUUUGAGGAGUUGAAUGUGCAGAUGAGAAAGAUCCUAAAUAGUGAUAAGAGUCAAAUUCCCUAUCUAAGAAUUAGGAGAUGCUGA
Messenger RNA from Lycium barbarum (goji berry), 1305 nucleotides. RefSeq lists its product as uncharacterized. The transcript is spliced from 2 exons. Bases 1 to 1305 code for a protein of 434 amino acids. The record is from RefSeq and is a predicted model, not a curated record. Gene Ontology annotation, molecular function: nucleic acid binding; RNA-DNA hybrid ribonuclease activity. Lineage: Eukaryota; Viridiplantae; Streptophyta; Magnoliopsida; Solanales; Solanaceae.